Molecule: messenger RNA, 759 nt
Organism: Cyphellophora europaea CBS 101466
Lineage: Eukaryota; Fungi; Ascomycota; Eurotiomycetes; Chaetothyriales; Cyphellophoraceae
Exons: 1
Coding region: 1-759 (252 amino acids)
Source: RefSeq, a predicted model, not a curated record
AUGAAGUCCAUCCUCAUUCUCCCGGCAGUUGCCGCCUUCGCCGCAGCCCUACCGCAGGACUCCAUUCUCACCGGCGUUGUCCAAGCGACCACUACUCCCUGCACCCUCGACGUCUGCACCAAUCCUGUAUCGGAACCCACGUCCCUCUAUACGCCCACUACCACGCCUUGCACCCUCGAUGUCUGCACCAACCCCGUAUCAGAGCCCACUUCGCUCUACACACCCACGACUACACCAUGCACACUGGACGUCUGCACCAACCCCGUCUCAGAGCCCACUUCGCUCUACACGCCGACCACCACACCUUGCACGCUCGAUGUAUGCACGAACCCUGUCUCAGAGCCAACCUCUCUAUACCACAGCACUACUCCAUCUUCUUCCGUGCACCCCCACCACACUACCGCAUCCUCGUCCGGCAGCAGCAGCAGCAAAUGCACGCUUGACGUCUGCACCAAUCCCGUGUCAGAGCCCACGUCCCUGUACACACCCACCACCACAUCCUGCACACUCGAUGUCUGCACCAACCCCGUCUCCGAGCCAACUUCGCUCUACACCAUCACUUCUGGCAGCGUGGUGCCUCCUCCAAUGACGCCGACCACCAUGCCCACCACCAUCACUCAGGGUGGCAGCACUGUUGUUACCGAGACGGUCGUCACGCCCACGCCGCAUCCCACGCAGUUUGUCGGUGGCGCGGCCGUGGUGCGUGAGGGAGGCUUUAUGGUGGGCGGCUUACUGGCUGGCGUGGCACUGUUGUUGUAG